AUGGCGUCGCAUCAGCUUGCCAUAGCUAAAGCCUCGUUCUCUGCGAGUCUCCUUCGACGCGAUCCAACACCAGUCUCUAGAGAAGUCAUCGCAGAGUUUCAUAGCCAUCUGAAUAACGUCAUACUACAAUGCUCGUCAAUAAAUGUCCAGAAAUGCAAGCAAUGGAUAUUGGAACACAUUGUACAAUCUGCAGCAAGGUUUACUGCGCUGGGAAAAUAUUUAACAGUUCUUACGGCAUCAUUCACCAAAUCCUUAAGCGGCGAGCCUUCAAUUAAGCGUAAGCGCAUGCAUAUACUCUACCUUCUUAACGACAUCCUCUACCAUUGCAAGUACCGAAUCAACGAUGCAUCUGUUUGUGGCAAGAUUCAACCGGUAUUGGUUAAUCUAAUAGGAAGCACCGCUUCAUUCAAAGAUUGUCCAAAGCAUCAGCAAAAAAUUCAGGAUCUAUUAAACAUAUGGGAAGAGAAAGGGUAUUACUCCAAUGAAUACAUCGGAAAGCUGCGCGAAGCAGUAAAGAUUGCUUCUGAAGUCGGUCAAUUUAAUGAAGAAUUGACUGGGUCGGCAGAAAAUGGAGAGCAAGGUCUUGCGCCAAAGUUGAACAAGUCCGCACCAUUUGUCAUGCCAGCAACGCAUGGCGACACAUCAAUGCCUUGGUUCGAUUUACCUGCUGGAAAUUUGAUGCCGCAUAUCGUUCCCAACUCAACUAGACCAAUAAAUCCAGAUAUGGUUAAACCAUUGCAGUUUGUCGCCGGACCCGCGGAUGAGAAUCUCGUUAUUGCUGUGAAAGCUCUCCUGGAUGAUGUUCAAACAAUUUUCGGUGCGGAACCUGGCCAGGACGAAAGAAGUGUGUCUGAUGUGGACGAGCUCGGUCAGCCAAUCAUCCUAGAUGAGAUUACUGGCGAAAUACUUGACGGAGAGGGUUAUUAUGGAUGGUCAAGAGUGUUCUGUGAGAGGAUGAAGAGACGCCGCAAGGGACUGGAUCCAUUUGGCGAACGUGGUCAACACAGUCAAAGUGAGAGCUUGAGCCCACAGAGAAAACGGCGCCAUAGCGAUUCAGAAGAUUCAGAGAGAAGUUUCGUAGAAAGAAGUCGCCGGGAACGACGCUCAUACAGCUCUUCGCGGUCACUAUCCCCGGAUCACGAAAAUUGUUCCAAGUAUGAUGGUCGUUCCAGGUCGCCUUCAAAAGGCAUGCGACAAGACCAUGGCGCAUCGGGUGACAACGACAAAAGUCAUUCUUCGAGCGGCUCUCCCAAUCAAUCUGUCGGGAACGGGAAUCUACCAAUACCUGAGACUUAUAAUAUGGCCGCAAUACCUGCCCAACAAAGUGGUUUCUCCUCAAAUCAGACCUACACAAAUCCAUCAAUGCCGUACCAGCCGUACCAGCAAGGUUUCAAUCAAGGAUUCCCUCUAAAUAUCACUCAACAUCAAGGUUCAAUGCCGUGGCCACCGCCUCCUCCCCCAGGGCCUCCACUUUAUCCCAACAUGCCUUUCAACCCUGUUAAUCCACAAUGGCCGCCACCACCUCCUCCUCCCAUGCCUAAUGUUUCUUCAAAUUUUCAACAACCCCCGGGUGGUUAUCCUACUGGGCCUACGGGUUGGCAACCAUUGGUACAGGGAGGUCAAGGGAGAGGCUACAACAAAGGAUGGAACAAUUCUUAUGGUGGGCAAGGUAGAGGCGGUAGAGGAAAUUAUAGGGGUAGAGGAGGUUGGUCAUGA
Molecule: messenger RNA, 1716 nt
Organism: Botrytis byssoidea
Lineage: Eukaryota; Fungi; Ascomycota; Leotiomycetes; Helotiales; Sclerotiniaceae
Exons: 2
Coding region: 1-1716 (571 amino acids)
Biological process (GO): intracellular calcium ion homeostasis
Cellular component (GO): perinuclear region of cytoplasm
Source: RefSeq, a predicted model, not a curated record